This is a messenger RNA of Exaiptasia diaphana, 930 nucleotides long. Its product is annotated as ephrin type-B receptor 2-like. The transcript is spliced from 4 exons. The coding region runs from base 399 to 815 and encodes 138 amino acids. Gene Ontology annotation, cellular component: neuron projection. Gene Ontology annotation, molecular function: protein binding; transmembrane-ephrin receptor activity. Lineage: Eukaryota; Metazoa; Cnidaria; Anthozoa; Actiniaria; Aiptasiidae. The record is from RefSeq and is a predicted model, not a curated record. Gene Ontology annotation, biological process: axon guidance.
AUCUUAUUUCUCUGUAAUUUUCAGCACAACCAUCAGCACCUCAAGAUAUCAGGCCAACAUUUCUAAAUGCAACCUUAGCCGUCAUAGAAUGGAACAUACCUUCCCAUCUCGGUGGAAGAUCAGACGAGUACUAUGAAGUCGAGUGUGAUAAGUGUAACAAUGAAGGCAAAGCAUGCAGUAAUAGAUGUGAGGGUGCGGAAGUCAUCCAUUUUCCAAAAGAUACAAGAAUAGCCACUGCAAAAAAUCUCUCUGCCUACACAUAUUACCAGUUCAAAGUGUUUUCAAAAAAUGGAGUCACACAAUUAGCAGAGAAGAAUGGCGAAAACCCAAAGUACUCAGUAUUAAUAAAAAGAACAAAUGAAUCCAUUCCUGGUGCACCAUCUUUGAAAAUAACAUUCAUGAGUUCCACUUCUUUGCUUGUAAGCUGGACCUUGACAGAGAAAAAUGGUAUAAUAAUUUUCUAUCAAAUCAGCUACUAUCCUGUUGCAGACCAGUCAAAUAAAUACCUCUUGAACACUUCUGAAAGCAGCAUCGCCAUCACUGGACUUACUAUGGGAAUAGAAUACUACAUCAAGGUUCGAGCCGCUACAAAACGUGGCUUAGGACGUACCAGUAGUAAAAACUUUACCAUAAAUCAAGAAGAAGCAAACAGCAACCAAGGCGGUGAUGACAGAACAUCGGCUGAUGUUACUGUUCCUGUCCUUGCGUCAAUGCUCGCUGUGGCUCUUUUGGUUGUUGCUGUCGCUAUUGUGGUAUAUAUACUGCGAGGAAGAGGACUGAUAAUGAGACUAAGCAACUCUGAAGAGGUAAGCUAAGUAUGAUAAAAAAUGGUACAGAAAUCUGAAACGAGGGCUAUAAAUUCGACAACCCAAGUUGAACAAGUGGGAUUCAUCAAAAACAAACUUGCAGCGCUAUUGCUCAUGUUCGGAA